Molecule: messenger RNA, 1345 nt
Organism: Haplochromis burtoni (Burton's mouthbrooder)
Lineage: Eukaryota; Metazoa; Chordata; Actinopteri; Cichliformes; Cichlidae
Gene: calub
Product: calumenin b
Exons: 7
Coding region: 129-1076 (315 amino acids)
Cellular component (GO): endoplasmic reticulum
Molecular function (GO): calcium ion binding
Source: RefSeq, a predicted model, not a curated record
UCUCGUAACCUGAUUGGUUGAUUUUUGUUCUAGCACAGGAAGUGCAUGGGUGUGUUUCCGAGGGGCGGACGUAAGGCUACAGCGACGAACUUUGCAGAAGAAACCGACGGUGCUUGUACGUGCACAGGAUGGAGCUGCGGCCACUCAUCAUGUGUUUUGCUCUCUGCGUGGUUUACGCCACCAGCAAACCCACAGACAAGAAGGACCGUGUGCACCAUGAUGAACCUCUCAGCAGCCGAGAGCACGAUGAUACUGAGAACUUUGACUAUGACCAUGAAGCCUUUCUGGGACAGGAAGAGGCUAAGACUUUUGACCAGCUCACACCAGAAGAGAGCAAGGAGAGGCUCGGCAUGUUGGUUGAGCGUAUAGAUGAGGAUAAAGAUGGUUACGUGACUGUUGAGGAAAUGAAGAAGUGGAUCAAGCACGCACAGAAGAGGUGGAUCUAUGAUGAUGUGGAUCGACAGUGGAAGAGUCAUGACCUCAACGGGGAUAACGUGGUGUCAUGGGAGGAAUACAAGAAUGCCACUUAUGGAUACAUUCUGGAUGAUCCCGACCCUGAAGAUGGCUUCAGCUACAGGCAGAUGAUGGCUCGUGAUGAGAGGAGAUUCAAAAUGGCUGACCAGGACAAUGACAUGAAAGCUAACAAGGAGGAGUUUACAGCCUUCCUUCACCCUGAGGAGUAUGACCACAUGAAAGACAUCGUAGUGCUGGAAACUAUGGAAGACAUUGACAAGAAUGGAGAUGGCUUAAUUGACCUGGAUGAGUACAUAGGUGACAUGUACAACCAGGAGGGAGACACCUCAGAACCUGAGUGGGUGAAGACUGAGAGGGAGCAGUUUACUGAAUUCAGAGACAAAAAUAAGGACGGGAAGAUGGACAAGGAGGAGACCAGAGACUGGAUCCUGCCCAGUGACUAUGACCACGCUGAGGCUGAGGCCAAGCAUCUGGUCUAUGAGUCUGAUGCAGACAAAGAUGGCCGUCUCACCAAAGCCGAAAUUGUGGAUAAGUAUGACCUGUUCGUGGGCAGCCAGGCGACCGACUUCGGGGAGGCGCUGACUCGACACGAUGAGUUCUAAAAUCCACCUGCCUCCAAAGACUGUGUGCUCUUCUUGUGUGCCACCUUUUGGCCGUGGAGUGUUUUUUAAACAAGAUGAGCUUGCCUAAUCGAACGCCACAGACAAUAAUUUAUUUGAUUUCUUGAAUGUGUCCCAUUGCAUACACACACACUAACAUUCUAAGCAACUUGCACACCAUCGGCCAGUGUGAGCUCAUGUUAAGCAAUGCCUCAGAUUGGGAUAUAUAAUGCCGGCCUUUGCUCUGCUUCCAUACACUACCUUUUUUUUUU